AUGAUCAUAUCUUUGCUUUCCCCUCUAAUCGUUUUAUUUUUUCAUUCAACUUCAUCCGAAUUAGUCAUCAAUUUUAAUGCCACAUAUGAGUCAAAUGUUACGGAUGAGGAUGAAAUUCAUAUAUCACGACGAUUACGUCGUGAGCCAGCCGUAUGGGGUGAGCCGGCACCAGAUUACAGCGGCGUUCAACUGAAUGAUUAUAUACAUUUCCUCAACGCUCUCAUUUUCGUUGAUUCUAAGAUUACUAAUCAUUAUGGCUUCAAUAUGGAUAAUAUGAAGAGAGAUGUGAUGAAAUUGGUUGAAGAAGCUAAUAAUUAUUUUUAUCAAAUAAAUGUUCGAAUAAUUGUAGUGGAUAUAUUGCAAACAUAUCGUAAUAAUCUCAGCUUGUAUUCUUUUGAGGAAUACAGAAAUCGAAGAAUAUCAAAAUUACCGACUCAUGAUUUUGCUGCCUUAAUUUCAUAUCGUUAUGCCGGUGGAUUAGCAUUUGUUAAUGGCAUGUGUACUUCAAAAGCCGUUUUAUUGUGCGGGUUUUAUCCACAUAGUCCAUUUGCAAUGGGCGGAAUAUUUUUCCACGAAGUAGCACAUCUUCUUGGCGUACCGCAUCGUAAUGCAACUAAUUAUAUCGAUAUACCUAACUGUUAUUGUCCGAUGAUUCGAAAUGUUACUGUUUCUGGAUGUCUUAAAAUACCAGGUUACGAUCAUGAUUGCACGUUACAACAGAUGGUGAAUAUGUUGGAAAAUAAUCGUUGUCUGAGGCAUGUUAAGGUUACCAAUUUCUUCUUUACGCAGCAUAGGGUUGAAAAAUCAUUGCCACUUUGUGGUAAUGGCGUUAUCGAAGGUAAGGAGGAAUGCGAUUGCGGUUUGCACAAACUGUGCCACAAUUGGAAUUGCCGCGCCGAUGAAUGCCUGCAGAUUGUGAAAACUUGGCAAUUGUACAUUUGUGGUUGGAUAGCUAUUGUGUUUAUUGUCACAGCAAUUGUUUUCUGCGUUGCUCGGCGAUAUUUCUGCUCAUUAACAAACUAUAGCUGUGUUGUAUGCAAUCUUCUACAACUUCUUUCAAGGCUUAAAUCAGUAAUCCGUCCAAAAAGUAGGCAUUUUUGGCAUCACACUGCCGGUAACUACGCGCAAUCAUUACAUUAUCCCGAUAACGAUAUUAUGACACCCAAGCACCAUUUCAUUGGAAUACCUUAUAAGCUGGAUUCAAGCAGCGUAACAGUAUUAAUUGCACCAUCCAACGAUAAGGAAUGCCUCAUACGAAAGCAGAAGAUAAUGCGGCCGACACAACCUCCACCACCACCCCCGUCAUUUUCACCUCGGAGCACUCUUGACAAAGUAAAACCGUCGAUAAAUAUCUUGUCAUCUCCUUUGAAACAACCGCCACCAUUACCGGUAAAACCGCCCAACUCAUCUCUUAAAAUGAUUAUAACCGGUAGCAGUGACAUCUAUGAAAUGCCUAAUACGACAAGGAAGAGAUUAUCAUCAUUUGUUCGAUUCAAUACAGUGAAUUAUUCGCAGUCGUCGGGGCAUUAUACGGAUCAUUAUGAUAGUAUAUCACGAAAAUUCGACGAUGAUUUUGAUGAAGAUUUCGUUGAUGACGGAUUGCUUUCUGGAUCACAGGACGAUGGGGAACAACAGCAACCGAUACACUAUGCAGUGAUAGUUCCCGUAAAGGAAUGUUUACCCAUACAAGAAGAAAAAAGCGUGAAAUCAAUUCCACUGCAUCAUUGGGAACACAUAACCAGAUUAUCUGCACGCGAGGAAUCAUUCUCAUCCAGUGAAUCUAGAAGUCAGCUCUAUCCUUCGGAUGAUACGGUAAGCACUGGGCUAAGCGAAGAAGAGGAUCGCUUUAUUUCUGUUACCGAUAUUGUACGCAAGUUUAAUGGUGGAAAAUGUUAA
Cercopithifilaria johnstoni is the source of this 1896-nucleotide messenger RNA. NCBI's taxonomy places the organism in Eukaryota, Metazoa, Nematoda, Chromadorea, Rhabditida, Onchocercidae. The record is from the annotation of a GenBank genome assembly.